AUGUCCUUCUACUGGUGCACCAACCUGGGCAAGUUUCGUCACCCCAUGGGACCUCCUCCCAUAGGAAAUGGGUAUUACAACCGGAGCGACCUCAGACAUCCAGAGCGCAACUCCUGUAGCAUCAAGCUUCUGCUUUCCCCACCGUUCAUGGAUCAGGAAGUGGAUCUGGAGGCCUACAUCACGUGCGUCUCCUUCUUCAUCCAGCUUCAUAUAGUGCGGUUUAGGACCAAUGCUGAUCAAGUGUACUUCUUCCUGCAAGGGUGCAGCAGUCCGGAAAGCCUUCUCUGGGCGGUGCAGAUCAUGAAGGCACACCUCAACGAGCGCGAGCGUUGGGAGUGCUUCCCAGAGUACGCGACCAUCACGCAGGUGGUCAAGCUCUUCCGCCUCCGCUUUGGUGUCCUCGACAAGCAGCGUGCGGCACAGGCUAAGUUUGAGGCACUCAAUUACAAUGACGCAGCCUUUGUUCAGGCGUUCAGGCGUGGCCUUGACCCGGCCCUGCACAAGAAGAUUGCAGACAUGGCAGAGCCACCUCAUACGAUCUACGGCUGGAAGGAGGUCACACUUGACAAGGAUGCCUACCAUCGCGCUACACAAGAAGAAGACAAGGUCUGGACUGACAAGUCCGCACAGUCGUUGGGCACUCGCGCAGAGGGACCUUCCUCUAGCCAAGUGCCUGCACAUGUCCAGGCUGCUUUUACAUGCCUAAUGGAGGACAAGCGCGCAGACCUUCAUCACUGCAGGGUGUGCUUCUACUACCGCAAGGCCGGUAACAGGUUCUUCGUGUGUCCAGAACUUCUGGAGGAGAAAGUAAAGGAGAAGGAGUAG
Peniophora sp. CBMAI 1063 is the source of this 825-nucleotide messenger RNA. The record is from the annotation of a GenBank genome assembly. NCBI's taxonomy places the organism in Eukaryota, Fungi, Basidiomycota, Agaricomycetes, Russulales, Peniophoraceae.